Stomoxys calcitrans (stable fly) is the source of this 1423-nucleotide messenger RNA. RefSeq names its product ornithine decarboxylase 1-like. The record is from RefSeq and is a predicted model, not a curated record. The coding region runs from base 212 to 1423 and encodes 403 amino acids. Gene Ontology annotation, molecular function: ornithine decarboxylase activity. The transcript is spliced from 8 exons. NCBI's taxonomy places the organism in Eukaryota, Metazoa, Arthropoda, Insecta, Diptera, Muscidae. Gene Ontology annotation, cellular component: cytoplasm.
CUUGAAACAGUCUUAUCAGCAUUCGGUAGACAAACUUUUUUUUUAAAUAGCAGCGUUAACUUGGCUAAGUUAAAAAGUGUGAAUAUACAUAGAACUGCGCUUCCGAAUUCGAAGCGAUCGAUGGCAAAAUUGCUUUUAAUAGACCAGUCGAGUGAUUAAGCCAUUACUCCAUAACAAAGUCUUCAAGUGUCAAAAAGUAAAACGGACAAAAAUGUUCACCACCAAACAGAAAAUAAAUUUCUAUGAAACUAAAAUCGACUUGAGAAAAGUAAUUGCGGAACAAAAUGUGAAAGACAGUGAUGAUACCGUUUAUGUCUGUGACCUAAGCAAAUUAAAGGAGAAAUAUGAAUUGUGGCAUAAACACUUGCCCCGAGUCAAACCGUACUAUGCUGUGAAGUGUAACGAUGAUCCUCAUGUCCUGAAACGUUUGGCUGAUUAUGGUGCAAAUUUCGAUUGUGCCUCUAAGCGGGAAAUAGAACAGAUUAUGAAUAUAGGCGUUGAGCCAAAUCGCAUAUUAUUCGCCCAUACUUGUAAGAUGGUGUCUCAUAUCAAAUAUGCACGCCAACGCGGAGUGAUGACCAGCACUGUGGACACCGAGUGUGAACUUUAUAAAUUACAGCAACAUUUUCCAGAAUCAAACGCGGUGAUACGUAUACGAUGUGAUGCAAAAGAUGCCUACUUGUGCUUAGGAGCAAAAUAUGGCUGUGAUGCUGAAACAGAGGCGCCCGCCUUAAUGCUGCUGGCCAAGAAGUUAAACUUAAAGGUUACUGGCAUUAGCUUUCAUGUAGGCUCACAUUGUAAAGAAUUUGCUGCAUUCGAUCGCGCAAUAUCCAAGGCCAAACGGCUUUUCAAAUAUGGCGCAGAACUCGGAUUCGACAUGCAUGUAUUGGAUAUUGGUGGUGGAUUUUCUGGUACUGAAUAUGAAUUUAAAGCGCUUGCUGAAGUUAUCAACAAGUCGCUGUUGCUACAUUUUGGAGAUGACAAUGUGAAUAUCAUUGCCGAGCCAGGAAGAUUUUUUGUUUCGGAGGCAUAUACCCUGAUUAGCAAAGUGCUCUCGAAACGUGAACCUCCUGUAGUAAAUGGUGAUAAGCCCACAAAACACUAUUAUCUAAAUGAUGGAAUCUACGGAUCAUUUGUUCAUGUCGUCAUUGCCCCUGGAUCUAGCGAAGUCAAACAUUUUGUGGAUGAUGACAACUUGCCAAAGCCUAAAUUUAAUACCAUCCUCUGGGGACCAACCUGUGAUUCACUGGACAAGAUUGCCGAAAAUUUAAUGCUACCCGAUAUGCAAUGUGAUGAUAUUGUCAUCUUCACGAAUAUGGGGGCAUAUACCCUGCCUGUUGCCUGCAAUUUUAAUGGUUUAAUGUCCAGAAAAAUUAUAUACUACGAAAAAGCAGUCAACAAAAGAGAAUCUGUCUAUAGUUAA